AUGCAUAUAUGUUUGAGUAGCGUCGACAGUGAAGAGAAGCUCUCCUUCAAGACGGCCAAUCGCGCCGUGCGAAGGCGUCAUUUUUCUAACGCUAUUGCUUUGUGCCGAGUGAAACCAACUCGUCAUCACCAACAGAAAGUGGCAGGAAACCGUCAGAACCGUACCCAGCGAACAGCAAAUGAGAUCCCUCACAUUGCUGAUCGUAGUCAUAGCAUGCGGAAUCUCCGUGCAGAGUCGAACAAAGCAGAACCUUCUAUAGCAAUCGUCGGCGCCGGCAUGAGCGGUUUGUCGGCAGCUCGACGAUUGAUUGAAACAGGACGAACUGACAUCGACAUUUACGAAGGAAUGGAUCGCAUUGGAGGACGUAUACAUCCCGUGCCAUACCGUGGUGGAUUCCUACAAAUGGGAGCAGAAUACAUAAACGGGGCGGACAAUCCAAUCUACAAAAUCGCAGAUAAACUGGGAGUCAUUGCCGACAUCAUUUCCGACACAGCACAACUGCAGAAUGCCGAAUACCUGAUUGGAAACCAACCAAUAGACAGCCUCUGGAUCCCAAAUAUCGUCAACUUGGCAAAGCAGCAUGAUUUGUUAUCGCGUGUCUACACGAUUAAAAGUAUAUUCAUGGAAGACUAUACAUUAUUUUUAAAGGUGAACAACAUCACUGGACUCAGACGAAAUGUUUUCGACGCUCUUACCCGCUCCUACAGGUCGUAUUGGGAAUUCGAAUGGGCAGCUGACUGGGCUGAUCUCAGCCCCCGAGUGCUGACCGAAUGGAACGAUAAAGGAACGGAAGGCGAAUCGUUUCACACGAACAAGAUUGGCUACAAAGCGAUACUUGAGCAUUUAAGAGCAGCUAUACCAGAAUACAUGUUCCACUUCAAUACCACUAUCCUGAACAUCAACCACUCAGCGUCUGGGGUUACCCUGACGACCUCCAAGGGGAAAAUCUCGAAGAUGUACGAUUACGUGAUUGUCACAUCCUCAUUGGGACACCUCAAGAAGUACCACCACAAAUUGUUCACACCUCCACUUCCACGCCAAAAGAUCGAAGCAAUCGAGAAGAUUGGAUUCGGUGGGUCGUGCAAGAUGUUCUUCCGCUGGGAAAGGCCAUGGUGGUCAAAUGAAACCUGCCCGAUGAUCCCUCUUCCAGUCGAAGGAAUGGCUCGUGACGUCAUUGACCCGUUCGAACGGGAGCUAACUACACUUCAGGUACUGGAUUGGGAACCAAACACCUUGACUACCUGGAUAGCCGGAGCUGGUCAACGAGUGAUGGAUAACUUGAGUGACGAGGAGAUCAUUGCCAGAACUACAAAGCUCAUUCGUGAUUUGAAGAAUGACCCCUCUAUAGAAGCACCAAAGGAAAUUAUAAGAACGCGUUUGACAAAGAAUGAGCUACUACUGGGAUCGUAUUCGUACAUGAGCCAGGCUCAAGCUCGAGCCCGAAUUUCGCACUCUCGCCUCGCGAUUCCUGUGAAACACAACAAACACCCAAGAGUUUUAUUUGCAGGAGAAGCAACCCAUCACAGAUUGUUCCAAACAGCCAUCGGCGCUUACCUCAGCGGACGCCGUGAAGCUGAUCGCCUGAAUUCUGACUGGGAAUCAACUGUAAGCUCCCUAUUUGGAAGGACUGGCUUCCCUAACUAUGACGAAAAUUACACUCUGAGUGUGAAUAAGGUUCUCCACCGUCAGUCAAUAGAUUUUAUAUGCAGUCAAGCUAAACGAACCACUGCUGAUGGGACAGGCUAUCCAUAG
Messenger RNA from Ostertagia ostertagi, 1752 nucleotides. Lineage: Eukaryota; Metazoa; Nematoda; Chromadorea; Rhabditida; Trichostrongylidae. The record is from the annotation of a GenBank genome assembly.